UCUCCCAAGUAGUGCUGCAUAGUUAUGAAUGCAGUAGUGUAUCUCAGCGCUGUAGUGAGAGACCUAAUCCUAAGAGAACACACAGAAUUUCACCAUUUUAAGGCGACACCACAGCAUGCGCGUCUGCGCAUGAUUUGGGAAUAGUGCGCGCGCAUUGAAAACAACGAGACCCCCCCUAAGGUGAGCACCAGAUUGCGAUUUAAUGAAAGUUACAGUUUGAAUUUGAGUCCUCUCUGUACGUUGUUGCGCGCGCGCCCGACAGCUCGCGCAUUGGUGCGUGCGAGUGGGUGAGCUUGAGUGUUGGCUGUGUGUGUCUCUCUCUGUGUGUAUGACGACAGCAAAGAGUACGAUGUUAUCAGGGUCUGUGACGGGUCUGUAACAUUUCACAAGAGAUGGACUUGCAUUGGAACAUUUUUUACGCACACAUUACAAUGCGCAAUUUUAAGAGAGCAAAUUGGACUAAUUAUUUUUUUCUGUAUUUUCUUCUGCUCUGCAGUGAUCAGUAUUACUUAUAUAUAAUGGUACCUUGAAAGUAGUGAAGAAGUAGUGAAGUUGGUCAAAAAGUGUCCAGUGUGAAACUGCUGUCAAAAGUUGAAUAUGUUAGGGAAGCCCAUGUUAACUCCCGAAUCCUAAAGCUAGGGCUGAGGAAAUCGGCUGUUCGUGUUUCAACAGACAAAUAGACUAAUAGGCAGCUAAAUUACAUGUGUUGUCUUUGAAUGACUCAUAGCCUCUUUGCGGAAGCACACUAUUCGUCCCCUAUUCAGGGUGUGUGAGUGCUCGUCGCACAGGUAGAGCGGGUAUGGUUGCUCAGAAACCGCUGUGGAUGUGUCAAACCCGGGGUGUGAACGCCGCGAGGUUACGUAUAUUGUAGGUUUGUAUUCAGGGACCUAUUUUGCUCUUUUUCAUAACCUCAAACGUGAAAAUUAUUUAAACGUGGUGACAAAGCCUAUAGAUGAGUGAUUGUGCAAUGUAGCUUAAUGGCCGGUUGCUUUCUUUAUAGGUGUAGGCUAUUUGUUGAUUUCAAGUGACGUGAUGCAGGGUAAAUGGUAUUUUACAAGCCUAAAGACUAUAUAGCUGAUCAAUAUGCAUGAAGAACACACACUUUAAAUGUGCGCUGUUUCCAGCUUUGGGGUCUCCCUCGAAGUAACGCGCGCCGCGCGGAGGAAGCGCCAGACGAGACCGAUGCCAGUCCGGUUCCUUUUUGCACCUGUUGCAAGAGGAAGCGACAGUCCCGUGGGGUUCAUUAUCGCGGAUCACGUUGCAUCCCCCUUGCAACCCUCCACUGCUCUCACCCCUGCCCCCAGCUCUGCCAGGAAGGCUGUCCCGAGUUUGAAGCUCUACUCCGGACAUGGACACAGUCAAUGCCGAGAUCGUGCAGCGUGCCAGAACGACAUGCAAGUUUCCGCUCACCUUAGCCACUUUUUACCGCCUUUUCAGUUGGUUUUGCGAACUGAUGUCUCUAAAGGAUCGAUAACUAACCCACUUCUCCUUAGUGAGUAGGCGCUGGUCAGUUUGUCAUGUCAUCAAGAGGUACCAGGGAUUGGUAAACAUUGCGAGCCCUUAUGGUUAUACGCGGAGUCUGUCCAAGGGAACGCAGGGGAUUGCGUAAAAGGAAGUGUUGCUAUAGCCUAUGUACCUUUGUGGCGGCAAGCUUGGCGACCCCAAGUGUUUCCUGGCUUUGAUGCGACCCGAUUGCAGCUGGAGUAUGUCCACUGCAGGCCUGACGGCGCAGGAAGUCUGUUUACCCUCGCAAGCACUCUUCCUGCGGGGCAGCCACUGUCACAGCAUGGCCGGAACCAAGCCUUCCUGGAACCACCACCAUGACUUCGAUAAUCUGUAUUUCAGCAUGGACAGCGCGGUGGAUUACGGCUUACCAACAACACACCAGCCUCUCUCCCCCUCCUCUGUAGAAAAACCACGAUCGACCCUGUCCCGGGGCAGCCCUUUAGUCGCGAAGCUUCCCCCCAAGAAGUUCCGUCCCUCAGCCCUGGCCCUGGCCCUGUCGUCCAGCAGCGAGCCCCUGACGCCCAGCCCCGUGGAGGACGACCCCUUCCAGCGCCUGUCGGUGUGCGACCGCGUCAGCCCUCCGCUCACCCCUAGCCGGGUGGCCAAGCCCCUGCCCCCUCUUCCCUCCAACACCUCCUCCUCCCUCCUGGACCACCUGUCCUCCUCCACUGAGCAGGUCCAGGACAUCUUCUUCGCCGCGGACGAGAGCUGCAGGCUGGUGCCGGACGCGCCGUCGUCAUCGGGUAGCGUGGCGCCCUCGCCGUUCCGCUACGGCAUGCCGGGCCGGCAGAGUUGUAGAGGGCGGGGGAUGAUUAACUACGCCUACCAUGACGGGCCCACGCCACCGGUGCAGCAGCAGCAGAAGCAACCCCAGCCGCUCCAGCCCCAGCCCCAGCCCCCUCAGUCACCCCAGCCCCCUCAGUCACAGCAUCCACAGCAGCCCCAGCUCCAGCAACAUCCACAUCCACAUCACCACCACCAGCAUCCCCAGCAUCAGCAUCAGCAUCAGCACCAGCCGCAGCAGAGACGGCAGGAGAAGGAACUUUCUGAACGGCAUCAGCAGCAUCAUACUCCACACCAGCACCAGCACCAUCACCCACCCCACCACCACCACCACCACCACCACCAGCAACAGCAACAGCAGCAGCAGCAGCCCUCGCAGGACCAUGCUGCUGUGCAAGACCGCGCCGUAGCCGUGAGGAAACUACGCCGCUCCCACUCGGGUCCGGCCGGCUCCUUCAACAAGCCCACAUCGCUGCGCCUGUCCUGCCACCAUCGUAACGCCACCACCAACCACGGCUGCCAGCAGGACGCUGCCGCCAUCAUGGACAAACCCGAGAUCCCCCCGCGCGCCCCCAUCCCGCCCCGGCCCGCCAAGACCGCCGACUACCGCCGCUGGUCGGCCGAGGUGUCCUCGGGGGCGUACAGUGACGAGGACCGACCCCCCAAGGUGCCGCCGCGAGAGCCCCUGUCCAGCACCGGCACCGGCAGCGCCCGCACCCCCAGCCCCAAAUGCCUCCCCACCUACGUCAACGGCAUCAUGCCGCCCACGCAGAGCUUCGCGCCCGACCCCAAGUACGUGAGCCGCGGCGGGCUCCAGCGGCAGAACAGCGAGGGCUCGCCGUGCAUCCUGCCGGUCAUGGAGAACGGCUGCAAGGCCAGCAACACGCACUACUUCCUGCUGCCCCAGCGGCCCCCUUACCUGGACAAGCUGGAGAAGUUCCUCACGGACGGCUCGGCCAGCCGCCGAGGAGGUGGAGGAGGAGGUGGGACGGCCACAGUAGCCUCAAUCUCCUCCUCCUCAAGGCCAAACGGGGACGAUCAAACCAACAAACGAAGGACGCCGCCUAUCGACCUGGUGUAACAAAAACAGGCUGAUGGCGUAGUGUUGCCCCCUCUUGCAGGGCAAAAACAAGCAUAGCAUUUUUUUUUAUUUUGGUGUUCUUUGCCACCUCUUUGCGGACCUCUUUUGACAUUUCACUGCUGCUCCGAUGCAGUUGCUGUGGUUAAUUCUACCCUGGUAUUUUAUGACAUUGGGGUAUAAAUGACGUACCAAUUGCAGUUACUGGGACUCAUGUGUUGCUGUUGCUAAUAUUUGAGAAGCACUCUCAAUAGGAAUAGAUGAACGUACGCCGUGUGGAUGGAUGGACGCAUCAAUCGUUGGCAUUCUUGACUGCGAAUGAGAUCAGUCUCAUCCGGUUAUAUAUGUAUCAGAUGGAUUAUUUUUGAUAUUUCUCGUAAUUGCGUGUUCUAGUGCUUCUUGCCAACCCUGUGGUGCAGUUUUUUUUUUUGGUGCGAGCUGGUCUUUCACCUCAGUGUCAGUGUUUUGGAUUUGGUAACCCCAGAAUGACUUAUUUUGAAGUCACAUUUUAUGGCCCUCCUAAAGAAAUGGUUGCUUCUAUGUCUAGGAGGAAAAAAAGGAUUUUACUUUGUAUCUGAGAGCAACAAAGGAUCAGUUGUAAGACAUUAAGCGAUGACGUGCUAAAUGAAUGAAGUCUAAGGGAAACACGUCUGUGGCUUGAAGGCAUUUAUGAAGGAAUCGUCCAGCUUUAACACCCACACUAAAUUCCUGCAGUUCUGUGCAGGUAUAGAGAAGAAGAAUAUUGUCUUUUGUUUCUGCUCUCUUCAAAACUGGUCAAAAUGGUGUGUGCGUGCGUGCGUGUGAGCGAGCGAGCGUGCGUGCGUGUGUGUGUGUUAUGUGAAAUGUACAUUUUGAGCCAGUAGUGUCACUAUCUUUGUGCAUGCUUCCGGUGGGAAUGUCUGGUCAGACUGUCGUAACACGUUUGUGAACUCUGUGUGUUGUAUUCAAUGCAUGAACAGCCCAUUCAUUUAAAAAGCAGUACAUAGCUAGUAGUAUAUAGUACUGUUCUAUAUACAUCAUGCUAUACCGUGCCCAUAUCCAUGCAUAGUACAGAGAGACCUUUACAAAUACCGUGCUGUGUCAGGUGUUGCGUAGUCCCAAGCGUUUGCAUUCUGUUCAUGUCAAGGUAGUUGCUAUUGCACAACUGACAAUUUACUUCAAAGCUUGUGAAUGUGACUUGCAUUUGUAAAAGCUUUUUUGUUUUAAUUUUUUUUUUUAAGUCCCCUGUUUGUCAAGCUGUGAAUAGAAGUUGGGAAUAGUCUUGCUAUAGUCAUGCUACCUCCCAGAUUCCUGUUCUGUGUUGCUUUCGGCCACAUGUAGCAUGUCGAUAAAUAAAUACGGUUACAGAUAAAACAUCCAUCAAAAAAUAAUGAAGAAAGGUAAAACAUAUUGUCAUGUUUUAAAAAAUGUCAUACUAUCGCUAUGGUUGUUUUCCUGAAUGUAACAACGCAGUCAAGCAUGGAGAGAUCUGAUGAGUGGCUUUGUGUGAGUGAGUUGUUAUGUGUCGUACAGGCUCACCUGACCACUUGUUCACACGCGCACACACACGCACUCACACACAAACACACCUACGCACAUAUUCAUAUGGUGCACUUGUACUCUUGACACACACACACACACACACACACACACACACACACACACACACACACACACACACACACACACACACACACACACACUCACACUCACACUCUCUCUCUCACACACACACACACACACACACACACACACACACACACACACACACACACACACACACACACACACACACACACACACACACACACACACAGUCUUUCCGGUUCUGCACAUGCAUUCCUGUCUGACAUGACUGCUGUGGGUGUGGGCUUAGACGUGUAGGCUGCUGGCAGCGAGUGAAAGAAAAUGUAUUUCAUUGUUAUAUGUUGUUAAAGACAUCAUUGUGAUGUGGUAAAUGUAGCAAGUGCAUCAAAAGCCCUGGACAAAAAAAGCAACAUGGUCUGAUCAGGUCAAAAAGUCAUUAAGGUUUUCCACUUUGCAAGGAGGAGAAAAUCAAACUUUACUGAUGCUGUUUUUUUUCAUGUAAAACAAUGUUUACAUUGCUCAUUGUGUGUUAUUUAAUCUUUGCCUUUUUCCAUGUCUUACCUAAUUGAAAUGAAGGCAAGCUCAAGAAUAAUAUACAUUCUCUACUGUGGUAAAACUAAGGAAAAUGCACUGAGUGUACAGUGUGUGUGUGUGCGUGUGUGUGUGCGUACGUGUGUGUGUGUGUGUGAUGUAUUUAACAUAAAUCUGCUAUCCAUGAUGAAUUUAGUACUGUCUACAAUGUAGUCUUGAAAUGAG
Messenger RNA from Engraulis encrasicolus (European anchovy), 5689 nucleotides. It is a transcript of the gene errfi1a, whose product is annotated as ERBB receptor feedback inhibitor 1a. Lineage: Eukaryota; Metazoa; Chordata; Actinopteri; Clupeiformes; Engraulidae. The record is from RefSeq and is a predicted model, not a curated record. The transcript is spliced from 4 exons. Bases 1631 to 3370 code for a protein of 579 amino acids. Gene Ontology annotation, biological process: negative regulation of epidermal growth factor receptor signaling pathway; regulation of keratinocyte differentiation.